This is a messenger RNA of Syngnathus acus (greater pipefish), 5674 nucleotides long. RefSeq names its product leucine-rich repeat and fibronectin type-III domain-containing protein 4-like. Gene Ontology annotation, molecular function: protein binding. The record is from RefSeq and is a predicted model, not a curated record. The transcript has 8 exons. Bases 1313 to 4405 code for a protein of 1030 amino acids. NCBI's taxonomy places the organism in Eukaryota, Metazoa, Chordata, Actinopteri, Syngnathiformes, Syngnathidae.
CCCCCCCCCUCUCUCGACUUCAUCACUCCGGCUCCACAUCUCUAUCUCUCUCGCGCUCGCUCCGUCACACAUCGGCGCCAGCGUAGAAGGACCUGAGUCCCGUCUUCUUUUCCUUCCCAGGCGCCAGAAAAACAUAAGAGUCAAAACAAGUGUACCGGGAGGCAAAUGAACGCAGAGAGCGAGAGCGGCAGGACGAGGACAUUCGGAAGAGGACAAGCGGCAUUUUUCCGCGCUCGCCGUCUCCUCCUCCUUCAUUCACUACCUGUACUCUGGGAUUAACACGACUUAAAUUUCAAUCAGCCUGCAGCCCGAGCAAAGAGCGGCAGACAGAGCGCCGCAGCUGUCCAGAGCAAGCCAGUCGAGGUGGGGGGGGCGGCGGACGGGGGAGAGAGAGAGCGAGCGAGAGUGACGGUGAAGAGGAGGGGAGAGACGAAGGGGGUUAGAGGGAGGGAGAGAGUGAUGGGUGUUGUUCCGCCGCCGAGUUGAGGGAGCGCCAGCGUGUCGCCGAGAUGGGGCUGUGACGGCUUCGCUGCUGGCAGGUGGAAUGGUUAGGAAAGCAAGGCCCCUCCCUGUCACGCCCUCUGGCCAAGGUCACCGAGUCGCCGGCUGCCAAAUGCGGCCAGGGGGAGGCCGAGCGGCGGCGCUCCCCGGAAGUCCUUCCAGGAACUAAGCGAGGAAGAGGAAGUCGACGCGUGAUGGGAUGGAGCCCAAGAGGAGGCGAUGAAUAAAUAAGCAAGGCGACGACGGCCGGGAUGCGCGACGAUGCGCAGGCCGGGAAGAGAGAAACGCCUCGCUGCCGUUUGGAUUCCAAUCCUGGCAGAACUCGAGCCGAACAAAUCGACAUCCAAGGCAGCCACGUAUCAAAAAGGCCUUUAAGAGGAUUUAAAGUAAAGUGGAUUCUUGGUUGCCCCCCCCUCGCUCUUUCUUCCUUCUUCAAACUGAGGUCCCCAUCUCGGAAUAACGGGCCAGGAUUGGGCGAGUAAUUCGGAAUUUUCCAGGUUCUCUCUCUCUUUCCCUCCCGCGGUCGAAGCUUAAGAGGAUAUUGUGGAAUUUCUCCAACCCGGAUUGGCUUUUCACGUAUCUUUCGAUGCGUGUGGCGAGAAGGGCACCGAGAACGGGUUUCAGACUUAAACACACAAAGCUUACUGGACCCCCCCCCCCUGAGCAGCACACAGCACCCGAGGCAGAUGUGAUGAACACACAAAACAACAACACACACUCAAACAAUGUCAAUAACCUGGUCAACAUGAGGAGCUGAUUCCAAUUGUUCAGCACAGACAGAAAAGGUCUGUGGAUAGCCAGGCUUUCUACCAUGCCUGCCCCCCCAACCCGAAACCCCAGCAGAGAGAAGCACCCGCCUCACACACGUCCCCGCCCUGAUCGACAGGCGAAGCAGCCCACCUUCCCCCCGUCCGUCUUCUCGCUUGCCGGCGCCCCUCAUCCGGUCUCACCUCUGUCCUCCUUAUCCCGGGAGAUCCCUUGCGUCUGCUUGGGAGGCUCGAGGAGAACACUCCCAAGCGGCGUCCAGUUCCCGGCUUUCCACUUUCUGACCUUGGUCACAUGUUGCCUGCUGCCCUCUCUGAUCGGAGCGGGGGAGACGUGGGGCGUGGUGUCGGCCUGUCCGUUCCACUGCGUGUGUCGGAACCUUUCCGAAUCGCUCAGCACGCUGUGCGCCGACAAGGGGCUCCUCUUCGUGCCGCCGUACGUCGACCGGCGGACCGUGGAGCUGCGGCUGGCUGACAAUUUCAUCACGGAAGUCGGAGGAUCGGACUUUGUCAACAUGAGCGGACUGGUUGAUUUGACUCUGUCGAGAAAUACCAUCCACCUGAUUCGACCGAUGGCCUUUGCUGAUCUGGAGAGUCUCCGUUCCUUGCAUCUGGACGGUAAUCGUUUAACAAUCGUGGGCCCCAGGGACCUGGCCGGGUUGGUGAACCUACAACAUCUGAUCGUCAACAACAAUCAGUUGGUCAAAGUGUCCGGGCAGGCCUUUGACGACUUCUUACUCACGCUGGAGGAUCUCGACAUGUCCUACAACAACCUUCGAAAGAUACCGUGGGAGUCCAUCCAGAACAUGGCCAGUCUGCACACUCUGAACCUGGACCACAACCUCAUAGACCACAUCGCGGCAGGAGUCUUUGGAGAGUUGUACAAGCUCGCCAGGCUUGAUAUGACCUCCAACCGGCUCAGGACUCUGCCACCUGACCCUCUCUUUGCAAGGUCCCAGACAGGCGCAAUAAGCCCCACCCCUUACAACGCUGUCAUUAGUCUGAAUUUCGGGGGGAAUCCGCUGCACUGCAACUGCGAACUGUUGUGGCUUCGACGGCUUAUCCGCCGUGAUGACAUGGAGACCUGCGCCACGCCGAUCCACUUGGCUGCAAGGUACUUCUGGUCGAUUCCCGAGGAGGAGUUUACGUGUGAGCCCCCCCUCAUCACCCGCCACACUCACAAGCUGUGGGUGCUGGAAGGCCAGCGGGCCACCCUGAAAUGCCGCUCCAUCGGCGACCCAGAGCCGGUGGUGCACUGGGUGUCGCCGGACGACCGCAUCAUUGCAAACUCAUCGCGGACCAGCUCGUUCAACAACGGCACUUUGGAUAUCUUGGUGACGGUGGCCCGGGACGACGGGGCGUACACGUGCAUCGCGAUAAACGCGGCGGGCGAAGCCACCGCCACUGUAGACCUGAAAAUAAUCCCCCUCCCUCACCGGGGUGGAGCAGGUGGAAAAAGCGGGAAUAACAACGGGAACAAUAAAAACAGGAACGUAACCAAUGGGAUUUUACGGAUUGAUCCGGGAUCCUCGGAUAUCAGCACGGGGAAAAAUAACGGCGCGGGGCGCGGCGGCGACGUAGAGGACGGAAAAAAAGACGAAGAAGGCGACUUCGGCGGGGAGCCCGAAGGGGAGAGAAUCGACGACGGGAUCGCCGAGGAUGACGAUGGGGACGAAGGAGACAGGAGGACGGUUGGAGUACAGGGAAUAACGUCCACCUCGGCUCAGGUCCGCUGGGAUUUGGGACGUUUGUCCGGAGCGUACGUUGUGUGGAUGUACCAGAUACAAUACAACUGCACGGCCGACGAGACCCUCAUCUACAGGAUCCUGCCGUCCACCAGUGACCGCUUCCUGCUGAAGAACUUGGUCUCGGGAGUGGAUUACAACUUGUGUGUGCUGGCCAUUUUCGAUGACUCCAUCACAGCGCUGGCGGCGACAAAAGUGCUGGGCUGCACCACGUUCUCCACCAAAGACGUUUACCCCGCCUGUAGCUCUCUGCAAGCUCACUUCCUGGGAGGAACGCUGACUAUCUUGGUCGGCGGCGUGGUGGUGGUGACCCUGCUGGUGUUCACCGUUGCGUUGAUGGUCCGCCAUCGCGUGUGCGAUCACUCCGACCACGUCCUGUGUCACAACGGCAACGCCGAGGCAGCGGUCGGGCUUUGCGGUCAGGGGGGAGGCGUGGCGGCGCGGGAUAAAGGAGGGGACGCCGGCGGGUGCUACCAGUCCAACGGCGCUGGCGACAUGAUGAUGGUGGUCCUACCUAAUGGUCUGCCGUCCAAGAGGACCGGGGAGGGCGAAAAGGACAAGGAAGCCGCAGAUUGCGCCUCCUCUCUGCCGCCGAAGCUCCCCCCGAAGCCGAGGUUCAAGCCAAAGGUCAACCUGGAGCAGUUUCUUUCGGCCGGGGGCGUGGUCUCCACCAUGGCGGGGGCGGGAGGGGAGAUGGCCUUGGUUGUGCGGCAGAGGAAGUCGGACCAAGCCCCGCCGUACGGCGCCGAGAGUAACAGAACUCUGCUGGACUAUCCGCCCUCCAUUUCGUCCACCCUGCCCCGGCAGUCACGCUUCAGGGAAGGGCCCAAACCCCGUCUGGAGCGAGAGCUGACCAACCGUGCCAGCUUUUCUCUGGCGGCGCCCCUGAGAGACUCCGAUAUGCUGGCCUGGAGGAUUACGUCCCCCGGCAGGGACAAAUGGAACUCCUCUCAGGCUUAUCAGAGCCCCAUUUCCCCUCUCAAGCCCGCCUGCGGGACGGUCAGCAAACGCCGCCACUCGCUGGACAUGGGCUCCCCCGUCGCCCUGGCGACCGACGCGGCGGCCGCCGUGGCCAAACGCUACGGUGCCAUCGGCUACGCCAAACGGCUGAGCGUGAUCUGGACCAGGCGGAGCCAGUCGCUCCACGGGAUGCUGGUGCAGUGCGCCUCCACCACCAGCACCGGCUCCUCCGCCACCAGCGACGAGGGCGAAGGCGCCGGGCCGUUCGGGGCGCCGUGCGACUUUCAACGCGGAUACAUCCACGCUUACAACACCACCAACUCCAACUCUAACAGCGGCAUCGCUACCGGGAGAGGAAGCGCUGGGAAAGAGAGAGUGAAACAGAAAGGCAAGGCCGGAAGAAGCGGCGAAGAGCUGGAGGAAAGCGUCGUGUAGAAUGUUGGCGGAAGGCAAAGACUGCAAAUGACAGAAGGAAGAUUGUAUCGUAACGAGAUAAAGAAAGGACAGAGAUUGAGUUCAAGAAGCAAACAAUCCAUACAGCCUUGAGAGUAAAAUAGCUGCGAGGUGUUCAUGGCAUUGAAAUCAACCACGCAAAAGUUCUCAGAUGACAAAACAAUCCGAGAGGGGAAGCGAGAACAAGGCCGAGAGCUCAGCGUGGAUCCGAGAAAAACCUCGACACUAAUCGAACUCGUCGCAUCCCACACAACAACGCAAAGGUUUGCGCUGGAUCAAGUACCAUCACAGAACUGGAUCAACACCCCACGGGUGGUUAGGUUUAGGGUUAGGGGGGGGAGUUCCAUGCGGCUGUACUUUGUCAAAGUGCUUAUGGGACUCAGCAAAACAACGAAUGUGACUUCUACACGUCCUCUGUGGCUGAACUUUGGCCAGCCAUGCCUUCGGAUUAUAGGAGCAUAAAUAGCGAGCUGUGCGCACCGGCCAUGAUCAAUCGAUGCGUGCCGGCGCGAGCGCGGCGGGGCACGGACGUUUAUUAAACCGCGCGGUCGAUAUGGAUUACAAAAUGGCGGCGGCGGCAUUGGAUGGAACUUUUUCGCCGGCGACGCGAAACCACGCUCUGCUGCUUCCGGCGUGCAUGCAAAGAAGGAUCACGGACAGGAUGUGUGUCAAUGUGCCUGUGUGUGUUUAUGUGAGGAGUUUUAGAGUUCGGCACCUCUGUUCCUGUUUUUUUUAUGUUUGUUUGUUUUUUCUUGCAACACACAGGAGUCUGUAAUUGAAAAAGCUUCAACACCACGAUCAAUCGAAUCACUAUUUCUGUGGCUUGGACUGAAACAUGUUUAAUGUGAGAUAAAUAUGAUGUUGUUUUGGGGUUUUUUCUUGUUAGUUCAUUUGUGCCACACAGAAUCUCCAUUGAAAUGGUGAAAGUAUUACAAGAUGGACGGAAUGAAAGACAAUAGAAGCCACAAAACUUGUUUGGACAAAAAAAAGAAAAAAAAAAAGUACAUAUAUGGUAUAUAAAUAUACUGUAUAUACACACACACACACACACACAUUGAAAUAAUUGUAUUUGUUGCACUAUGUGUUUCUCUUUGGAAUUUUCUGGGAAUGGUGUUAGGCCAAAAAAAAAAAAAAAAAAACAGCAAUAGCGAAAACGAAUCUGGUGACAAGAUCAAAAGCGCAAAACACGAAGCACAGACAGCGAUUCCUUUGAAAAGAAACUCUUGCAUAAAUGAUCCAUUUUAAACAUUA